Molecule: messenger RNA, 2658 nt
Organism: Thlaspi arvense
Lineage: Eukaryota; Viridiplantae; Streptophyta; Magnoliopsida; Brassicales; Brassicaceae
Source: the annotation of a GenBank genome assembly
AUGGAUCAGGAUCACAAGAAGAGUCCGAUCAUGGAACGAAAAAAGACCAUUACCUUGAACUGGGACGGUCUAGGAGAAGACGAUGACGAUGAUGACCGCUUCUUCGAGACAUAUGAUCGGCUUUCCUCCGCUGUCGCCCUCGACUUGGCGGGGGACGAUGAUGAGUUUUUUGAAGACUGCCGGAUGUCUUCUGCUUCGGCCAUUUCAGUGGCCCCCAUUAGUGGCCUCCAUGACUUGGAGGGUGGCGCUGGAGCCCCUCCGUCCAUGUUCGGUGACUUCGGAAUGUGGAUGGCGGCGCCCGGGUCGAUCACUGAACGCCGCAAGAAGCUCUUGCAGGGAAUGGGGUUAAAUAGCAACAAGAAACUUAUUAGCCUCGUUAGUAACAAACUCACGCAUGUUGUUUCUAAGAAAGUUCCCACCGAACAACAGCCUUCCGCACCGCCAACAAUUGAAUCAUCUCAACCCAAAGCAUCGAAACAGGAGGAGUCUUCGGCGCCUUCGGCCACACCCUUGCCAUUAAUACCAGUUUUGCAUGUCCGGGCGAGAUCAGAUGGAGACAUCGAAUGUUUUUCUGCAGACACGAAAAGAAGAAAAGAAGAGCUCAUAGGUCCGGUAUCAAAACAGCGCCUCACAAGAACGUCGUCGAUGAUGUCAACUCCACAUGCCGGCAUAUGCCAUUACACCGAUACACCACAACAGGCCAGAAACAAAUCUUCGGCAUCUAAUGGUGGCACGCUCGGAUCUAUAGUUUCGGAUAGUCAGUUUGGUGCAUUCUUUUUAAUCAAAAAUUUGGACACGGGUAAGGAGUUUAUCGUCAAGGAGUUCAACAAUGAUGGAAUGUGGAAUAGGCUCAGCGAGGUUCAGACUGGGAAGCAGCUUACAAUGGAGGAGUUCCAGAAGUCUGUUGGCCAUUCCCCCGUCGUUACAGAACUGAUGCGUCGAGAAAACGUGUCCAAUAAUGACGAAGGAAAGAAAGAAAGCAUAAAUUCUUACCUCAGCAAGAGCUUCAGAUACAGCAAGAAAAGGGGGGUCUCCCUUCUGAAAAACAUAAAGGACGUGGCCAACGGGUUGAUCCUCGAAAAAGAAAGAGAGCAGCCUCCACCAAUGGUAGAUCAGCAAAGCCAGAAGAACCCGUCUUCUAAGUGGAUCAAGGUCCACCAAACAGGCAAAUCCAUCAAGGAAUUCAGUGCUUUGUAUUUAUGUCAAGAAAUUCAGGCACACGAAGGCUCAAUCUGGACCAUGAAAUUCAGCCAAGACGGCCACUACCUAGCAAGUGCAGGAGAGGAUCGGGUUAUUCACGUGUGGGAAGUCCAAGAAUGUGAAAUUUUGUCGGCGAAGCCAAUGGAUGAUGCAAGUUCUGUCAGCUCCACCCUACUUCACCCCUUGACCGGAAAUUUAUCUGAACAAUCUUCCUUUGCAGAGCUUCCACCAAUGCCAACAGACAAGAAGAAAAAGGGGAAAUCGUCUAACAAGAAGAAGGGCAACUCGAUUCCCAACUUCGUCAAGGUGCCAGAAACUGUGUUUUCGCUUUCAGAAAAACCAAUAUGCUCUUUUACAGGUCACCAGGAUGAUGUCUUGGACCUCUCAUGGUCAAAAUCACAGAUGUUGCUUUCAGCUUCAAUGGACAAAACAGUAAGGCUGUGGGACCUGGAAACCAAGAGCUCUCUAAAAAUGUUUGCACAUAAUGACUAUGUGACUUGUAUACAGUUCAACCCAGUAGACGAUGAUUAUUUCAUCAGUGGCUCACUGGAUGAAAAAGUCCGGAUUUGGAGUAUUCCCAAUAGGCAACUUGUAGAUUAUACUGACCUUCAUGAAAUGGUUACCGCUGUUUGUUAUAACCCGGAUGGCCAGGAAGUUGUCGAUUUUACAGUACAGCAGUUCGCCCCAAGCAACCCAUCCGAGGUGCUUGUUACUUCUGCCGAUUCCGGGAUUCGAAUUAUUGAUGGUUUAGACAUCACUCAAAAGUUUAGAGGUUUCAGAAAUACCAACAGCCAAAUUGCAGCAUCAUUCAGCCCAGAUGGAAGAUAUGUCGUGUGUGCAAGUGAGGACUCUCAAGUGUACAUAUGGAAGCGUGAUGAACCACGGAAUGCAGGUGCGGGGAAAGGCAAAAGUUUGGUCAACAUCCAAUGUCACGAAAACUUUCCCUGCAAAGAUGUUUCUGUUGCCAUCCCAUGGCCCGGUAGCUUAAAAUAUGAAUCUCCAGUUGUUGAACUGCACCCUAAAAAGAACACAAAACGCUCCUCUCCAGCUUCUACAAAUGGAUCUUUAACCGCAGACGAUAGCUCGGUGGGAACAAAUAGCAACAGACAGUUGCCUCCGCUUCCAAAGAAAAACGAUACCUUGGAGAAAAAUGCUAGCUAUCGGGACGAAGACCCUGAACAAGUAUCCCGCACGGACUCUGAGAUUGGUGUUGGUGACUCAAGCUGUUCGUCGACUCAGUGUGGUGACUCACCUUCUCUGUCAUCUUUUGGGACCUCUCCUUCUCAAUCUUGGUCUUCCUCCUGGUCCUUCUUCGAAAGUAAUAAUAGCCUGGGACAUGUCCAAGCAACGGCAUGGGGCUUGGUAAUCGUGGCGGCAGGCUCAGGAGGCGAGAUUAGAGCUUAUCAAAAUUUUGGGUUGCCUAGUAAGGUUGGUCUCAGUCUCAAAGACUUGACAUAA